Molecule: messenger RNA, 778 nt
Organism: Alligator sinensis (Chinese alligator)
Lineage: Eukaryota; Metazoa; Chordata; Crocodylia; Alligatoridae
Gene: DHRS1
Product: dehydrogenase/reductase 1
Exons: 1
Source: RefSeq, a predicted model, not a curated record
GACGUGCUGGUCAGCUGCGCCUUCUCCGGGGUGGAGGCCAUAGCUGCGCAGCAGGGCCGGCCCUUCUGGGAAAGCCCGGCCACUCUGUGGGACGACAUCAACAACGUGGGGCUGCGGGGCCACUACCUGUCCCUGCGCCACGCUGCCCGCCUCAUGGUGUCGGCGGGCCACGGGCUGCUCGUGGUGGUGUCGUCACCUGGCGGCCUGGGCUACAUGUUCAAUGUGCCCUACGGCGUGGGCAAGGCCGCCUGCGACCGCCUGGCGGCCGACUGCGCCCACGAGUUGCGUGCCUACGGCGUGGCCUGCGUGGCCCUGUGGCCCGGGAUGGUGCGCACCGAAAAGGUGCUGAAGGAGCAGCACGGCACAGGCCCGAUGGCUGAGAAGAUUCAGGUGAUGAUGAAGGGCAUGUCGGAGACCCCCGAGGCCAGCGGCAAGUGUGUGGUGGCCUUGGCGGCUGACCCCCACAUCAUGGCCCACAGCGGCAAGGUGCUGCUCACCCCCGACCUCGCCCGCCGCUACGGCUUCCGGGAUGUGGAUGGGAAGCCCGUCUUCAAUUACGUGGCGGUGCGCAAUGUGCUGACCAUGCUGAAGCCGCAGCUGGCCCGCUUCUUCCGCCUCAUCCCGGAGUGUCUCACCAUCCCCAAGUGGGUCAUCGCCCUCUACGCCAGCAAGUUCAGAGCCUACUCUGCCCUGGAGCCAGCCCCGCUGCCUAAGAAACAAGACUGACCAAACCGCAAAUGACUUUUUUCAAAAAAGAUUUCCCCCCCCCCCUUAGCUC